Messenger RNA from Ostreococcus tauri, 693 nucleotides. RefSeq names its product unnamed product. The record is from RefSeq and is a predicted model, not a curated record. Bases 1 to 693 code for a protein of 230 amino acids. NCBI's taxonomy places the organism in Eukaryota, Viridiplantae, Chlorophyta, Mamiellophyceae, Mamiellales, Bathycoccaceae. The transcript has a single exon.
AUGACGAGCGAGAACAGCGGCGUGGACGCGACGGUUGGAAACGGUUUGAAAAAAUCAAACUCAACGAAGUCGGUGACGUCGUCGAAUGCGAGCGUCUCGAGGGCGACGACGACGGUGCGCGAGGGUACGGGUGAGGUCAUGGAGUGUGGAUCGAUUUCGGACGCGGAGGGACGGGCGGUGAGUCCGAUAAAGUCGGCGAGGCAGUCGGCGAGCUGGACGACGCUAGGGACGCCCGAGCCGAGACCGGGCGUGGACGAGCCGGACGCCUCGUUUCAUUUCGACGAGGUCGGCGAGGGGUUCGACACGGACGGUGAGGAUACGAUGAGCUUCGAUAGCGCGAAUUUCUCCAUGGCGGUGAACAUGACGAUGGAUACGGAGAACGAGACGUUCCACAGCGUCAGCGCGCGCUCGCGUUCGCUUGACGCUUUUUACGACGACGAAAUCUCGAGCACGAGUGCGCGAGGAAAGAAAGCGGUGUGGGCAAUCGGCAAGUCCAUCUUCGGCUUCGCCGUUGGCUUUGGCGUCGUCACUCUCAUCGCGGUCGAGAUCGCCUCGCGUGUCGAGUCGAGCGCCUCCGGGAAGCCCAAUCGUCGCUCGCUCGGCACCAUCCUCCGUAAGAAAACCCACGCAGACGCGGACACAUCGAGCGACGUCGAUACGAAGACGAAGAUGACACAAACCCUGAACCACUAG